AUGCAGACCACAAGCUCCAGUGCAAGCUCGACGGACCCUCCAGCGUACUUCGUGAUGGAGGAGGACCUCAAGCCUUGGGAGCUCCACAGCUUGGACGGCGCCGAAGGACCCGAGACGCUGGACACGAUGAAGAGCUUCUUCGCUCGCUACCGCGCGAUCUGUGGGAAGGCGACCAACGUCGCGUACACACACGAUGCCCUGCAGUGCGUGGUGCUCUUUCAUCCGACGCUGGAGCACGUGUGUCAGCUGGUACAGCGCGAGUGGCGAAUCUGCUACGUGCACCUUGUGGAAGGCUGUGCGAACUGCUCUGAGACUCGGGAUCGACCAACUCCCACUGAAUGGGAGCACCAACUGGAGCUCUGGCCACUGAGCGAGGUAGAGCGGCAGGCAAUCGGUCGCUAUGACGGCCGCUGCUUGGGCUAA
Molecule: messenger RNA, 423 nt
Organism: Phytophthora nicotianae INRA-310
Lineage: Eukaryota; Oomycota; Peronosporomycetes; Peronosporales; Peronosporaceae
Exons: 2
Coding region: 1-423 (140 amino acids)
Source: RefSeq, a predicted model, not a curated record